Messenger RNA from Dovyalis caffra, 1926 nucleotides. The record is from the annotation of a GenBank genome assembly. Lineage: Eukaryota; Viridiplantae; Streptophyta; Magnoliopsida; Malpighiales; Salicaceae.
AUGCACCGUUACUUAGUCCCUAAUGUUUCUUUGCUUGAUUUAGCUGAUUAUCCAUGUUUUGAUGAUGCGAGAAAAUUUGGCCUUCGAGCUGCUAUGGCAAUCAGGCUAAAGGUCGGGCGUGUUUGUAGAUUUGAAUAUUUGUUAGAAAUUUUUCUCCCCACGAACUUGGAAGAUAGGGUGGAACAGAAUAAAUUGUUUGAUGAAAUCUUAUUGAUUUUGCAUAAGAACUGCAAAGAUUCAGGAAACAUGGAGUUGCCGAUCAAAUCAUUUCUUAAGCUACAGGAGGAUGAACUAGACGAUCUGUUGAAGGAAACUAAAGAAAAGUUCCAAAAUAACAGAGUGGAAACAGAUGAGCUUCGUGAAGAGGCAGCAGCGACAGAAUGUGAAUUACUUGAACACGAGACUCAGUCCUCUGUUGGGUCUGAGGAAGGAGAGUUGCCAAACACCUCACCAAUGGCUGUUUCUGAGAGCUCUUCUUCAGCAUUAUCAAAUGGUGGUUUAAAUUCAAACGAAGAGAUCACGUUGAAUAUGUUGAUUCCGCAGAACACAGGAGAAACAGAUGAGCCUAAUGAACAGGAAGUCGGAGAACAAAAUGCUGCAGUUGGAAAUGGUGUUGAUGGCAAUAAGCAGAUGGUAGAAAUUCAUUAUAGACAGCAGAGAAAGAGCAUUAAUAAAGGAAAGAAGACUGAUACUCAGCCGACUAAGUGUACUUCUAAACCAAGAAAAACUACAUCUGUAGUUUGGGAAUUUUUCAGUAAGGUUCAAGAAAAUGGUGUGGUAUGGGCCAAAUGUCCAGUUUGUGGCAAACAGCUAGGCGGGGAAAGCAAGAAUGGAACUUCAAACCUACACAAACACGGAUGUUUUAAAGAUUGGAAGGAAGAUGCAAAACAACAAUCAGUUUCUAAUGUCGAUUCCAGAACUAAAGUAAACCCAAAAGCUAAAGCUUCAUCAACAAUUGGAGCCAAUGUUCCUACACAAGCAAAGAGGAGAAAGCUGGCAGCCAAGAUAGGAGAUACUGGAAAAGAUAAGGAAAGAGAGGAAGAAGGAACUUUUAAUGAUUCAGCAAUUGCUAGUGUCGUGGAUGCUGUACAAGAUACAACUGUUUCAGACAUCAGUCAAGCAGCAGUUUCUAAUGUAGUUUCUGACCAAGUACAAGAGCUAACAGUUCAAGAUGAUUAUACUACAAAAGAAACAACUGCAAGAGGUCUCAAGGAUCAGGAGCAUCAUCUCUCAUUUGGUCGUAUUGCUCAGCUGCAACCAAUUGAAACUCAAAGUUCUAGCCAACAACCCAAUAAUACGGCCAUUGCUGGUAUUCCUCAAGUUGGAUGUACUACUGCAGAAGUUGAUAUUGUUGCUACAAGCACAACUUCUUCUAUCCCAACCACCAUCGGUUCUCCUGUUAUUUCUGCUGCAUCUCAACUUAGAAGGUUUUUGUCUCAAUCUCCCCAAGUGUUGCUCUCUCUUAGCGAAAUUGAUAGGUUCUGCUCCCUUUUAAAUGCCGCAAUCAAUGCCUCCAGUAACGAAUGGGAGAAGCACCCCAUGAGAGAGCUCUUGGCUGAAGUAGAUAGGCUCAAGGAUGCAAUUGCCACUUGCCCUUCUAGUUCACCACUAAAGACACCUCUGCAAGGAUGCGAGAAUUUGUCCUCUGCAAUCUCCAAAUCUGCUAUAUCACGCUCUAACUUAGAAGCAGAAAUUACCUUGCUGGAUGAUCAAGCUGCUCAAUUGGAAGAGCAACUGAAGGACAUAUAUGAAAAAAGACUGCAAAAAAAAGAAGACCUUUCUCGAUUAGUAAAAAAUGAAGCUGUUAUGCAGACUCAUGCAUUGCAAAACAAUCAAGCCAUUGUUGGUAAACUUAAGAUUGACAAUAUAAUAGCUGGAAUGUCUGCUUUGUUUGAAUUUGUAAAAUCUGUACUUCCCGAACCUUGA